Messenger RNA from Corythoichthys intestinalis (scribbled pipefish), 2424 nucleotides. RefSeq names its product cytochrome b5 reductase 4. The transcript has 16 exons. The record is from RefSeq and is a predicted model, not a curated record. Bases 14 to 1714 code for a protein of 566 amino acids. Gene Ontology annotation, cellular component: endoplasmic reticulum. Gene Ontology annotation, biological process: generation of precursor metabolites and energy; superoxide metabolic process. Lineage: Eukaryota; Metazoa; Chordata; Actinopteri; Syngnathiformes; Syngnathidae. Gene Ontology annotation, molecular function: cytochrome-b5 reductase activity, acting on NAD(P)H; heme binding; FAD binding.
GGCUGCAUGGACAAUGUCUGAAGACUCAGAGGAUGAUAACGAUACCGACAGUGACGGGUCGGAUGAACAAGGUUCAUUUUUCAGAGCGUUGCUGAUUGGUUUCAGUAAUGGCAUUAUCAAUUUUCUGUGUAAGACGAGUUGUCUGCGAGGCAUUCGCAACAUGUUGAACAUUCCAUCUCAGUCGUUCCCUGCGCCGAGCUCUCAGCAGCGGGUAGCUCAGCCCGGCCAGUCGGGGAGGACCAAGGUUGCCUUGAAACCAGGCCACAGUCUUAUGGACUGGAUUCGGUUCUCAAAAAGUGGAAAAGAUCUAACCGGCUUCCGGGGGCGUCUGAUCGAAGUUACCCAUGAAGAAUUGAAGAAACACAACUCCAGGAAUGACUGCUGGACUAGUAUACGAGGUAUGGUGUAUAAUGUCACCCCCUACAUGGACUAUCACCCUGGUGGAGAAGACGAGCUGAUGAAGGCAGCGGGCAUAGAUGGCACCGACCUCUUUGAUCAGGUUCAUCGGUGGGUUAACUAUGAGUCCAUGUUGAAAGAAUGCCUGGUGGGUCGGAUGGCUACAAAGCCCACUACAGCAAUUAAAGCUAUUAACCCACCACCUCAACCAGUCUUCACCCCCUCAAACCAAAUGGCUCCUCUGGCUGUCAAAGACUCUCGUCCUCGGUAUGACUGGUUCCAAACGGCAAAAACAGUUCAUCUGGUUAUCUAUGCCCAAAGGAAGGUACCAAGCUCUGGCUGUACGGUUGUUGAUCUUAAGGAUGGCAUACUACGAGUAGAAGUGCUGCUUGGAAAAAUGUCCUACAUUAUACAUUUACGUCUUUCUGAAAAUGUAAAUGGAAACAUUGCUGUUCAGACUGCCUUUUCUGUGGGAAAGAUCCAGGUGACCAUCUACAAGCAAGCAGAAGGAAAAUGGUCAAGCUUUGGUCAGCCGUUGGAAUUCCACGACACAUUUUUAGGCAAAAAGGACAGAGGUCUUUUCUUCCGAGACUGCAUAUUGGUGUCGAAGACUGAGCUAAACCAUAACACGCAUAUGUUUCAAUUACAACUUCCAAGUGGGACUGUCAUGCAUGUGCCUGUUGGGGCACACCUCUACUUCAAAUCCCUCAUUCAAGACGUAGAGGUAGUGCGGCCGUACACCCCAGUGGAUCAGGGUCUUUCUGUUGAGCCAAAUAACUCUUCAGAAAAAAACAACCUCUUCUUCAUCAUUAAGGUUUAUCCUGAUGGAGUACUUACUCAACAUCUCAACAGCCUAUGCUUAGGUGACCAUGUAUCUGUUAGUGGUCCACAGGGUACCUUCAGUCUCCGCCCCCUUCGUGAUACCACAGUUCUCUACCUUUUAGCAGCAGGCACAGGAUUCACUCCAAUGUCUCGUCUCAUUCAACUGGCACUACAGGAGAUCACCACGAUCAGGAAAACUUUGUUGCUGUUUUUUAACCGUCGGGAAGCGGAUAUUCUUUGUCGAAAGGAACUGGAUGAACUAACUGCCAAUGAUGAAAGGUUCCAGGUGGAGCACAUCCUCUCGGAGCCGUGUGAAAGCUGGACCGGCAGGAAGGGCCGUGUUGACGAUGCAGUAAUCAAGGAUUUUCUCAGUAGGCCAGAGGGCUCAAAGUGCUAUGUGUGUGUAUGUGGCCCCACUCUCUUUACAGAGGAGACAAUAAGGUUGGUGAAGCAACAGGGCUUCAUUGAAGAAGAAUUCCACGCUUUCCACGGCUGAUGUGCUCUGCUGCAAACAUGCAAAGACUGUGUGUGCCUUUGAUUGGCAAUCAGACUUCAAUGUAGUUAAUGCCAUUCUGUUACAGUAUGUGUGAGGAUAGAACAUUCUAUGCACCAAGGGCAUGACAAUAUACUACUAGCCGUUUUAAGAGUGGCCAACUCUAUGUUGUCAGCUGUAUUAAAGGGACUGUACGGGAUUUUUAGAGUUAAUCUAAAAUACUUUUCUACUCCGAGCAUGCGCCACAAAUGCCCUGAUGAAUACACAGAGCCCUGACAUUUUGAGACUGCCCCAAAAAGCUCUUUUUCUUACCUUCAAUAGAGAGGGUUUGGGUUGACCACGCUGGCGUUCCCACGGCAGCAGCGCUGUUUCACCUUGACUCGGCCUAGUUUACGCUUGGCAAAAACACUGUUCUAACCCACUUAUGAGUUACUACAAACUUUUUAACGUUUCUGGUGCUGAUUUGAUGGGCCAAACGUUCACUGAUCUUUGUUCAUGCUUGUACAAGCUUGCGCGCCAUGCACGAGCUGCAGUUAGAUUUUAAUUGCAGUCAGGAGUAAAAAGUGACAAACUCUGUAUAGUCCCUUUUGUUUUUUAAACCUGUAGAAUACUGUUCGAUGUACAAUAUGCACUGAAUCCACACCACUAAAGAAAACUUAUUUAACAAUGUUUUGUUUAUAUCUUGUUCCUUUUGAUUUCCUUUUCUAAGACUA